Larimichthys crocea (large yellow croaker) is the source of this 2076-nucleotide messenger RNA. It is a transcript of the gene myca, whose product is annotated as MYC proto-oncogene, bHLH transcription factor a. Lineage: Eukaryota; Metazoa; Chordata; Actinopteri; Sciaenidae. The record is from RefSeq and is marked provisional. Gene Ontology annotation, biological process: regulation of DNA-templated transcription. Gene Ontology annotation, molecular function: protein dimerization activity; DNA-binding transcription factor activity.
UUUCGUGUUGGAAUAAGUUUCCUCGCCCUCUUUUUGCGCCCUUUUUUGGGUCGGUUUCACCCGGUCUUCAUCCGCCGACUGUUUAAAAACCAACAAGGUAAGAGGAGGGGAGCUUUGUUGUUGUUUUAACGUGUGUUAGUGACGGUUUAAUUAAAUUUUUGCUGUCUUGAGUUGAGCACCUGCUGCUGCAGCUGCACCGGUGCAUGCAUGCACGGCGUGCAAACCGGCAGGCAGAGGGUUGGUUGUUUUGGAGUGACCAUGUGAUGUUGCUUACACUUGCAUCUGCUUUGAACCUGCAGAAACCGGCUCCGCACCCACUACUACAGAGACAAACAUGCCGCUGAAUUCAAGUUUGGCGAGUAAAAACUACGACUACGACUACGACUCCCUGCAACCGUAUUUCUACUAUGACAACGAGGAGGAGGAUUUCUACCCUCAGCAGCUUCAGCCUCCGGCACCGAGUGAAGACAUCUGGAAGAAAUUUGAGCUCCUGCCGACCCCUCCCCUCUCACCGAGCCGCCGGCCGUCCCUGUCAAGCCUCUUCCCCUCCACGGCGGAUCAGCUGGAGAUGGUGACCGAGUUCCUCGGCGACGACGUGGUCAACCAGAGCAUCAUCUGCGACGCAGACUACUCCCAGACCUUCCUCAAGUCCAUCAUCAUCCAGGACUGCAUGUGGAGCGGCUUCUCCGCCGCGGCUAAGCUGGAGAAGGUUGUGUCCGAGCGGCUCGCCUCUUUGCACGCAGCGAGGAAGGAGUCUGCAGCCGGCGAGUGCGCGGAGCCCGCCGGCGCAGGAGGUGCUGGAGCAUGGAGACUAAACAGCAGCUACCUGCAAGAUUUGAACACAUCCGCGUCGGAGUGCAUUGAUCCAUCUGUGGUUUUCCCCUACCCGAUAGCAGAGACGCCCAAACAGGGUGCAGCCACGCCGCCUAGUAAGGAUUUGGGAUUGGAUACUCCACCUAACAGCGGGAGCAGCAGCAGCAGUUGUAGUGACUCAGAAGAUGAAGAUGGAGAUGAUGAUGAGGAGGAGGAGGAUGAGGAAGAGGAAGAAGAGGAGGAGGACCAGGAGGAAGAGGAGGAGAUCGAUGUUGUGACAGUGGAGAAGAGGCAGGCGGUGAAACGGAGCGACCCCAGCCCGUCGGAGACCCGGCAUCCGAGCCCGCUCGUGCUGAAGAGAUGCCACGUCUCCACCCACCAGCACAAUUACGCCGCCCAUCCAUCCAUGAGGCACGAGCAGCCGGCUGUCAAGAGGCUGAAGCUGGAGAGUGGUGGGAGUGGAGGAGGCAGCGGUAACGGCGGUGGCGGUGGAGGAGGAGGAGGAGGUAGCCACAGCAGGGUCCUCAAACAGAUCAGCAGCAACCGCAAGUGUUCGAGUCCCCGGACGUCUGACACGGAGGACUACGACAAGAGACGGACUCAUAACGUGCUGGAGCGCCAGCGGAGGAACGAGCUCAAGCUGAGCUUCUUCGCCCUGCGGGACGAGAUCCCAGAGGUGGCCAACAACGAGAAGGCGGCCAAGGUGGUGAUCCUGAAGAAGGCUACAGAGUGCAUCUACAGCAUGCAGUCAGACGAACAGAGACUCCUCACGCUCAAAGAACAGCUGAGGAGGAAAAGUGAACUUUUAAAGCAGAGACUGUCACAGCUGCAGCACGUCUCACGCGCUUAAAGUUUGAAUCAUAAGACUUUUGUUUUUGUUUUUUUGUUUUUUAUGCAAGUUCAAGACUUCGGGUGUACAGUUGUUGUUGCAUGCAAAUGCAAAACGGAUUAAGUUGUUUGGAAUCUUGUUUGAUUUCAAUGUUAAAACUGCCUCAAUUUGAAGUUAUGGGUGGAUGAAAUAUUUAAAAGUUUAUUUUUAUUAAUAAAAUAUUAAACAAAAAAAAUAGGGCUUAAUCCUGUUGAGGGGCCCAAACUUAAAAUAUAAAUGUUUAUGUUUUGUAUAUAAUUAAUAUUUCCUAAGAAAAUGUAUUUUUGGAUCUCAAUUUGUCUGGAUGUUCAGACCCAGUGUUUGUUUGUUUUGUUUUUUUUUCCAUUAUGUUCCUAGAUUCUUUUUGAAAUAUAAAAAACAUGUUUCUUCUUGAA